GCUGCAUUAAUGAAUGAGUACACGUAGCAUAGGAGGAACGGAAAACUCGAAAACUCGGAGGAGCAUCUUGAGAGAGCGGCAGCGCAGAAAAGUUGAGCGGAGAAAGCAAAAGAGCAGCAGCGGAGAGGGAGCAACUGUUGCCUGUGCACCUCUCCCCUCCCUAUAAGCGCUCCUCCCGAAGCCCACCAGCCCCACCAGGCCACCACCACCACCUUCUCCCCCCCGCCCCUUUCUUCCUUCUUCCUCAGCCCCAAACCCUAACACCCCACCACCACCCCGUCCGCGACGAGGUGGGGCUUAAACCCUACCGCCCACCAGCGGCGGCCAUGAAGACGCUGUGCCCCAAGCCCGGCAAGGGCGGCAAGAUCCACCCGUCGCCCGCCGAGGACCCCAUCGCGGCGGCGUUCCGCCUCCUCCCGGCCGCCAUCCUCGUCCUCGUCGCCGGGCUGUGCCCCGAGGACCAGCGGGUCCUGGCCCACCUCGUCACGCGCUCGUUCCUGGUGGGCUGGGACGCCGCCACCGCGCCGCCGCCGGAGCAGCAGCAGGCGCGCGGCGGCGGAGGCGGAGGCGGAGGCACGCGUCGCCGAGCGCGCGGCCACCCGCCCACUGUCGGGUGCCUGUGCUUCGAGUGCUACGGCAGCUUCUGGUCGCGGUGGGACUGCUCCCCGCAGCACGACCGCAUCCACGACGUCCUCGAGGCCUUCGAGGAGCACCUCCGCGCCGCCGAGUCCGCCGCCGCCGCCACACCUCCCUCCUCCAAGCGCCGCGACAAGGGAAAGCGCGGCAGGGCUCCUGCUGCCGCAACUACACCUCCGCCGCCGGCGCGGAGCAGCCCCGAGUCCCUGGAGCCCGCCGCUUCCGAGGUGGCGGCCCAGGAACCGCCCUCGUCGCCGCUCCUUCCUUCCUGCCCUUCUACCGCGCCGACUCCCGCGGCGUGCCUCUCCGAGAACACGGAGAAUGUCCCGGAAGAGACUGCCGCCUCGGAGGCCCAAGCGGAUGACGAAUGCGGCGGCGAGGUGGCGGUGGAGGCCGAGGCCGAGGAGGAGAGGAAGCGCGGGUGGGCGGACGUGAUGGGCGGCGUGCUGAACCUCCGCCGCUGGGGGAUUUGGAGCCCCGCCGCCGUGGAGAGCGGCGCCACCUAGGGGCGGGCAGCAGGCGGCGGCCAAUGGCAUUCCUGUAAAUGCCGGGCUUUUCUAGGGUACUGUUGGCAAAAGAUCGGACUGCCUAGGCAGCACCAGCAGCAGAGGUAAAAAAAAAAAAGAAAAGCGCUGGUAAUUCUCUUCUCCGUUUGGUUGGGGAAGGGAACUGGAAAUCUGCAAGCGCGGGCAACUAUUGUAGUAUGUGGGGGUAAUUAUGGCAACCAGUGAUUGUGCAACUGAAACAAACAAGAUGAACAUCACUUGGUGCUUGAUAAUCGUGUGAAUUAUGGUCUUGCGUUGCUUGCAUUUAUCCUGCUCCUGCUCCUGCUUGACUGUUC
Sorghum bicolor (sorghum) is the source of this 1477-nucleotide messenger RNA. RefSeq lists its product as uncharacterized. The transcript has a single exon. Lineage: Eukaryota; Viridiplantae; Streptophyta; Magnoliopsida; Poales; Poaceae. The record is from RefSeq and is a predicted model, not a curated record. The coding region runs from base 327 to 1142 and encodes 271 amino acids.